UGAAGAAGCCUAUAGGGGAAAAGCAGCAGUGCAUAUUAGUGGAGUUUUAGGUGCUUCAUGGAGGUGCCUCUCUGGGGUCCGCUAGUUAUUUAUGUUUUUUCGGGGGGCUGCUGCAGAAGUGCUGCUGCAGGAUACUACUCAUAAAGGGGCCCCAUUAAGGGGGUUUGGAUGUAACGUGGUGAGCUGUAUACUGGGGGGCCUUUAUGGUUGUCAUUGAAACAGCUAACGACAGAAGACCUGGAGGACUGAGAACCUUCACAGCAAACUCCUCCGUGCUGCUGCUGGCCCCGCUGCUAGCUGAAGCUGACCCGUCCCCGAGUCGAGCUGUGAGGCCCUCGGGGUCAGCGGGAGAUCAGAGCAGUGGAGACGGCCUCUGCACUCACUUCCGAUGGAUGGCGGAGCACGUACCAGCCUUCAGGGUCCCCGGAACCCACAUCCACAUUCUCACCUCACCUGACCAGUUCUACCAGGCCAUGAAGGAUCGAAUCCAGACUGCAAAGAGAAGAGUGGUGAUGGCCUCGCUGUACCUGGGAACAGGUCAACUGGAGCAGGAGCUGGUGGACUGUAUGGAGGACGCUCUGCAGCGCUCACAGAACCACAGUCGCUCUCCUGACCUGAAGGUCUCCAUACUGCUGGACUACACUCGAGGAUCACGAGGGCAGGUGAACUCGAGGACCAUGCUGCUGCCGUUGUUGCGGCGCUUCACCUCUCAGAUGCGCGUCUCUCUCUACCACACUCCAGACCUGAGGGGCCUACUGCGGCUGCUUGUGCCACAGCGCUUCAACGAGACCAUCGGGGUCCAGCACAUCAAAGUGUAUCUGUUUGACGACAGCGUUAUCAUCAGCGGGGCCAACCUGAGCGACUCGUACUUCACUAACAGACAGGAUCGCUACGUGCUGCUGGAGAACUGCAGGGACGUCGCCGACUUCUUCUCAGACCUGGUGGAGGCUGUGGGAGAUGUUUCCCUGCAGCUUCAGCCCGACAACUCAGUCUCCAUGCUGGAGGGCAUGGUGCACCCGUACAACGGCAACAGACAAGACUUUUCAGCCGUGGCAAGGAAGCGAAUCAUGGAGGUCGUGAACACAGCUCACGUGAGGCAGCAGCUGCUGAGCCGGUCUGGUGAUUCGGAGGAUGGGGGGAUGAGCGAGGGCGAGGGGGAGGAGGAGGAGGACACCUGGGUGUUUCCUCUGGUGCAGAUGAAACCCGUGGGCAUCAAGGUGGACGAGCAGGUGACACAGCGCUUGCUGAGGGACGCCGGGCCAGACUCCACCGUCUUCCUAACAUCGGGUUACUUCAACCUGACCCAGGCGUAUAUGCGGCUGGUGCUCGGCGCUGGAGCCAGCUACCGCAUCCUCACCGCCUCCCCUGAGGUCAACGGGUUCUUCGGCGCCAAGGGUGUCGCCGGAGCGAUCCCCGCGGCAUACGUUCACAUCGCCCGGCAGUUUUACAGCCAGGUGUGCCGGCUGGGCCAACAGGAGCGGGUCCACCUGCACGAGUACCACAGAGCACAGUGGACCUUCCACGCCAAAGGUCUGUGGUAUUACCUCCAGGGGCAGGACCGGCCUUGCCUCACUCUAAUUGGCUCCCCUAAUUUUGGUUACCGCUCAGUUCACCGUGACCUAGAGGCCCAAAUUGCCAUAGUAACAGAGAAUGAGGAGCUGCAGAGCCAGCUGCAGGAGGAGCAGGAGAUGUUGUACCAGCGCUCCACUGAGGUGUCCACCUCAACGUUUGAGCGGCCAGACCGCUACGUCAAACUGUGGGUGAAACUGGUCACGCCCCUCAUCAAGAAUUUCUUCUGAGACACGAUCAGGAAGUGAACGGCGUCGGAGACUGAAGGUCUGGAUGGAGUUUGGUCUGCUCCAGAACCAAUGCUGUGGGUCACGGGAGCAGAACCCUCCACACACCCUGCAUUUAGAUUGUUUAUAUAUACAUACACAUUUCAUAUCUUCAAACUGGUGCAUUUCUGGUUAAGAAAAAAACAAAAACAAAAAAAAUAUUGUUCUCCUUCACGUUCGUCUCUACACGCACGUACGUGUUGCACGUGUGACAAAGCAACAGCCUUCAUCGGUGAGUGUACCUGAAUGCCACGCAGGUGAACAGAUGGGUGUGGUGAAGCAUUACAAUUCCCCAGAGAGCCUUAAUAAUAGUUUUUAAGAGUUCAUGGGAGUGUGUUUACAGCCCUGCAGUCAUCAAACAUAACUGUACAGUGUCUCUGUGUCAUUAUCAUUGUAAAUAAAAGGAUGAUGUCAUGAGUUUAUAAAUGACUCUCAAUGUGCGACUCUUUGAUUUGGUGAUCGUCCUGGAAACAUUUUUAGAAAGAACUUCCCGUCGUCGAAAACUGAGUUUUGACUUAAGGUUUAAAGUUAAAGCAUUUUGUUUCCAUUACUAUGUUAAAACGUGUACACAGAGGCUUUCAGAAUGUGCAUCAUAGAGUGUCUUAUAUUCUUUCUUUCAGCCUAACCUAUAGGCGAUUUUUUUUUUUCCAUUUUCACCAACCAUGAAACACGUGAGCAAAAAGUAC
Molecule: messenger RNA, 2521 nt
Organism: Solea senegalensis (Senegalese sole)
Lineage: Eukaryota; Metazoa; Chordata; Actinopteri; Pleuronectiformes; Soleidae
Product: CDP-diacylglycerol--glycerol-3-phosphate 3-phosphatidyltransferase, mitochondrial
Exons: 11
Coding region: 204-1799 (531 amino acids)
Biological process (GO): cardiolipin biosynthetic process
Cellular component (GO): mitochondrion
Molecular function (GO): CDP-diacylglycerol-glycerol-3-phosphate 3-phosphatidyltransferase activity
Source: RefSeq, a predicted model, not a curated record